Molecule: messenger RNA, 3657 nt
Organism: Pestalotiopsis fici W106-1
Lineage: Eukaryota; Fungi; Ascomycota; Sordariomycetes; Amphisphaeriales; Sporocadaceae
Product: coatomer subunit alpha
Exons: 5
Coding region: 1-3657 (1218 amino acids)
Biological process (GO): endoplasmic reticulum to Golgi vesicle-mediated transport; intracellular protein transport; retrograde vesicle-mediated transport, Golgi to endoplasmic reticulum
Cellular component (GO): COPI vesicle coat
Molecular function (GO): structural molecule activity; protein binding
Source: RefSeq, a predicted model, not a curated record
AUGGCUUCCUCUGGCAUGCUCACCAAGUUCGAGUCCAAGUCCUCCAGGGCAAAGGGUCUUGCCUUCCACCCCAAGAGACCAUGGAUCCUCGUUGCCCUUCACUCUUCGACCAUCCAACUAUGGGACUACCGUAUGGGAACCCUGAUCGACCGAUUCGAGGAACACGACGGACCGGUUCGAGGCAUCGACUUCCACAAGACCCAGCCACUCUUCGUCUCGGCAGGUGAUGAUUACAAGAUCAAGGUGUGGUCUUACCAGACCAGAAGGUGUCUCUUCACCCUCAACGGCCAUCUCGACUACGUUAGAACCGUCUUCUUUCACCACGAGCUUCCAUGGAUCAUUUCCUGCUCCGACGAUCAGACUAUCCGGAUAUGGAACUGGCAGAAUCGCUCGCUCAUUUGCACCAUGACUGGCCACAACCACUACGUCAUGUGCGCUCAGUUCCACCCCAAGGACGACCUUGUUGUUUCCUGCUCUCUUGAUCAGUCUGUGAGAGUCUGGGAUAUUUCUGGACUGAGAAAGAAGCAUUCUGCCCCAACCUCGAUGUCGUUCGAGGAUCAGGUCGCUCGUAACAACCAGCAGCAGACGGACAUGUUCGGAAACACUGAUGCCAUGGUCAAGUUUGUUCUGGAGGGACAUGAUCGUGGCGUCAAUUGGGUUGCUUUCCACCCAACCGCGCCCCAUAUUGUCUCGGCCGCUGAUGACCGCCUCGUCAAGCUCUGGCGCUACAGCGAAACAAAAGCAUGGGAGGUGGAUACGUGUCGAGGACACUUCCAAAACGCUGUAGGCUGUCUGUUCCACCCUCAUCAAGAUUUGAUUCUCUCUUGUGGCGAGGACAAGACGAUUCGUGUUUGGGACUCGCAAAAGCGAACUGCGGUCCAGUCUUUUAAGAGAGAGAACGACCGAUUUUGGGUCAUCGCUGCCCACCCCGAGAUCAACUUGUUUGCGGCCGGUCACGACAACGGUGUGAUGGUCUUCAAGCUGGAGAGAGAACGUCCUGCUUCUACCGUUCACUUGAACAACCUCUUCUUCAUUACUAAGGAGAAGCACGUCAGAUCAUAUGACUUCCAGAAGGGUGUGGAGAGUCCAACACUAUUGUCGCUCAAGAGACUCGGAAGCCCAUGGGUCCCACCGCGAACGAUAUCAUACAACCCCGCUGAGAGAUCUGUUCUGGUCACUUCUCCCUCCGACAGUGGCAUAUAUGAGCUGAUCAACCUGCCAAGAGAUGGCUCAGGGGCCAUUGAUGUCACUGACUCCAAGCGCGGACAGGGCAACUCGGCUAUUUUCGUUGCACGCAACCGCUUUGCUGUCCUCAACACCGCUUCGCAGACAGUUGACAUCAAGGACUUGUCCAACAACACUGCCCGAUCUUUCAAGCCUCCAGUGGGCACUACCGACAUCUACUUCGGAGGUACCGGCCAUCUCUUGAUCAUCACUCCCACUGCUGUGCACCUGUAUGACAUUCAGCAAAAGAAGAGCAUUGCUGAAUUAUCUGUGAACGGUGUCAAGUAUGUGGUCUGGUCAAAUGAUGGCCUGCACGCCGCUCUUCUGAGCAAGCACAAUGUUACUAUUGUGACAAAGACUCUUGAGCAGGUCAGUACCCUUCACGAGACGAUCAGGAUUAAGAGUGCGACUUGGGAUGAUGCUGGUGUCCUUCUGUACUCCACUCUUAAUCACAUCAAGUACACUCUCAUGAACGGUGACAACGGCAUUGUCCGGACAUUGGACCAGACCGUUUAUCUCGUCAGGGUCAAGGGCAGAAAUGUUUACUGCUUGGAUCGUGCUGCCAAGCCGAAAGUCAUCAACAUCGAUCCUACCGAAUACCGCUUCAAGUUGUCCUUGGUCAAGCGCAACUAUGAAGAAAUGCUGCAUCUGAUCAAGACUUCCAGCUUGGUUGGACAGUCCAUCAUCUCGUACCUCCAGAAGAAGGGUUACCCCGAGAUUGCUCUCCAGUUUGUGCAAGACCCAGCCACCCGAUUUGAGCUUGCCAUCGAAUGCGGCAAUCUAGAUGUCGCGGUCGAGACGGCAAAGGAGCUUGAUCGCCCGGCACUAUGGAAGAGACUCGGCGACGAAGCAUUGGCCCAUGGAAACCACCAAGUCGUUGAGAUGGCUUACCAGAAGCAGAAGCAGUUUGAGAAGCUAUCCUUCUUGUACUUGUCAACGGGUGACCACAGCAAGCUGGCAAGAAUGGCUAAAAUCGCCGAGCACCGCGGAGAUUUCACCGCACGUUUCCAGAAUGCCUUGUACCUUGGUGAGGUCGAAGAUAGGAUACAGAUGUUCAAGGAAAUUGACCUUUACCCACUUGCCUAUGCUACCGCCAAGGCUCACGGAUUGGAAGAGGAAGCCCAGUCAAUCCUCGAAGCCACUGGCAUUACCGAGGAUCAACUGACACUUCCAAGCUUUGGAGAGCCUCUGAAGCAGCCCCAGCCCGUGGUCCCCACAUUCAAGGCCAACUGGCCAACCAAGGCAACGUCACAGUCGUUCUUUGAGAAGGCUCUUGCGGGCCAACUUGAAGGCCUCAGUCUUGAUGACGAGCCAGCCGCCGCGGCCAACGGCUUCGAUGAGCUCGGCGAGGAAGACGUUGCAGCCAAGAACAAUGUGCUUGAAGCUGACGAUGAUGAGGAUGCCGCUGGAUGGGAUUUGGGUGACGACAUCGUGCCCGAAGGUGACAGCGACUUUGUCAAUGUCGAGAGCACUGAUGCCAAUGGAGCCGGCAGCAGUGAGGCAGACAUCUGGGCCCGGAACUCACCACUUGCAGCCGACCACGCAGCUGCUGGAUCUUUCGAGUCUGCUAUGAACCUGCUUACUCGACAAGUUGGUGCGGUCAGCUUUACUGCACUUUCCCCUAGGUUUGAAGAGAUUUACAUCGCCUCGAAAACGUAUUUACCUACAUCUGCCGGUCUUCCGCCUCUGGUCAACUAUGUUCGAAGGACAUUGGAUGAGACCGACCCUAGAAAGGUCCUCCCUGUCAUCCCCAGAGACCUGGAGUACCUUGUAUCAAAUGAUUUGCAAAAGGGUUUUGAUGCCAUGAAGGGAAACAGACUCGAGGACGGUGUCAGGAUCUUCAAGGGCAUUUUGCACGCGCUCUUGGUAAACGCUGUUGCGUUUGAAGGUGAAGUAGCCGAGGCCAAGAAGCUUGUCACAUCGGCUUCAGAAUACGCAUUGGCCAUGUCAAUUGAGCUGGCAAGACGUGCCCUUGGCGCACCCGAUGUUGUCAACUCGAAUCCCAGCCUACAGAAGAGGAGCUUGGAGCUGUCGGCGUACUUCACAAUUCCCAAGAUUGAAGUUCCUCACAGGCAAUUGGCAUUGCUGAACGCCAUGAACCUUGCCAGCAGGAGUAAGAACUUCAGCACGGCUCUGAGCUUUGCAAACAGAAUGAUAGCCAACGGUGGUGCCCCUCGACUGCUUGAAAAUGCUAAGAAGGUCAAGGCUACGGCCGAGCGGAACCCCCAUGAUGCUAUAGAGAUUGAGUACGACCAGUUUGCUGAGUUCGAUAUCUGUGCCGGCUCAUACACUCCGAUUUACAGUGGCACGCCUUAUGAGGAAUGUGCUUACGAUGGCUCCAAAUACCAUACCAAGUACAAGGGUACCGUCUGCACAGUCUGCGAGGUUUGCGAGGUUGGCAAGCAUGGCAGUGGUCUGAGGCUCUUUGCCUAG